Molecule: messenger RNA, 4097 nt
Organism: Mustela lutreola (European mink)
Lineage: Eukaryota; Metazoa; Chordata; Mammalia; Carnivora; Mustelidae
Gene: AGBL3
Product: AGBL carboxypeptidase 3
Exons: 19
Coding region: 664-3687 (1007 amino acids)
Biological process (GO): proteolysis
Molecular function (GO): zinc ion binding; metallocarboxypeptidase activity
Source: RefSeq, a predicted model, not a curated record
ACCGUUGCCCUAGAAACGAGUAGGCGUCGCCUCUCGGGGAAGGGCGUGGCUGAGGCUGUUAACUACAGCGGCGUUCCUUGGAGCGGCUAGACUCUGGGUAUCUCCGGUAGGACCGCUGCGGGGACGACCGGCCAGGCCAGAGGACUCGGGGCGGGGGCGAGGGCCCGGCCCAGGCGGUGGAGAGGGAGAAGACGUCGCACACCCGACGCCCCUUGCCGAAGCGACCGCGCGUUCCAGAAAAUGAGCUCCUCCCCAUAGUGCCGGCUCCAGAAGUGAGGGUGGGAGCAGCAGCUUCCCGACCCGACUUGCGGCUUGAAAGUGCUCAGUCCUCCCCACCGAGAAAGUGACCGUGCCUGGCCGCACGCCUGCCCCGCGCGGCUGGGCUUGGAAGCGUCUUCUGCCGCAGACGUGGAAGCUACCCGGGAAGCGCCCGUUAGCCAAUGUGUGCGCGCGGCUCUCCUGAAGCCCAGCUUCUCCAUGACAGCAGGUCAGCGCGCGGCUGUGCCGCGGAAGGAAGCCGAGUCAGGCUUUAUGUCAAGUUUUCCAGACUUGGGGUUGUGGUGAUCCCCGGGUUGAGACUGAAGUCUCUUAAUACUGGAGGAGGUGUCUUCUCUGUUGCCUGACCUACCUACAUAAUAAAUUUCAAGCCAGACAUUGGAAGAAAUGUCAGAAGAUUCAGAAAAGGAAGACUAUUCAGACAGAACAAUCAGUGAUGAUGAAUCAGAUGAGGAUAACUUCAUGAAAUUCGUAAGCGAAGAUAUCCACCAGUGUGCACUUUUAACAGCUGACUCUAUUAGUGACCCAUUUUUCCCCCGAACUACUCAGAUACUAUUGGAAUAUCAACUAGGGAGAUGGGUGCCACGUCUUCGUGAACCACGAGAUUUAUAUGGUGUCUCUUCUUCUGGUCCGCUGAGCCCAACACGGUGGCCAUACCACUGUGAGGUCAUUGAUGAAAAGGUCCAGCAUAUCGAUUGGACUCCUUCUUUUCCUGAGCCAGUGUACACCCCAACAGGCCUAGAGAUGGAACCCCUUUAUCCAAACUCCAAGGAAAACACUGUAGUUUAUCUAGCUGAAGAUGCUUACAAGGAGCCCUGUUUUGUGUACUCCCGAGUAGGGGGCAACCGAACACCCCUGAAGCAGCCUGCGGACGACUAUAAUGAUACUUUGACGUUUGAAGCAAGGUUUGAGAGUGGAAAUCUGCAGAAGGUAGUCAAAGUGGCAGAAUAUGAGUACCAGUUGACCCUGCGCCCUGACCUCUUCACAAAUAAACACACCCAGUGGUACUAUUUCCAAGUCACUAAUACCCAAGCAGGAAUAGUCUACAGAUUCACUAUCAUCAAUUUCACUAAGCCUGCUAGUCUUUACAAUCGGGGUAUGCGCCCACUGUUUUACUCUGAAAAAGAAGCCAAGACUCAUAAUAUUGGCUGGCAGAGAAUAGGAGACCAAAUCAAGUAUUACAGGAACAACCAGGGACAAGAGGGGCGCCAUUAUUUCUCUCUCACAUGGACAUUUCAGUUUCCACACAACAAAGACACCUGCUACUUUGCUCACUGCUAUCCAUAUACUUACACCAACCUGCAAGAAUACCUUUCUGCUAUCAAUCACGACUCCGUACGGUCCAAGUUUUGUAAAAUACGUGUCUUGUGCCACACAAUGGCUAGGAACAUGGUGUAUGUAUUAACGAUCACCACUCCCUUGAAGAACACGGACUCAAGAAAACGAAAGGCUGUGAUUCUGACUGCAAGGGUCCAUCCAGGAGAAACCAACAGCUCUUGGAUCAUGAAAGGCUUCCUAGAUUAUAUUUUAGGAAACUCGAGCGAUGCGCAGUUGCUUCGGGACACUUUCAUCUUCAAGGUGGUACCCAUGCUGAAUCCAGAUGGCGUGAUUGUGGGAAAUUAUCGUUGUUCCUUGGCUGGACGAGAUUUAAACCGUAACUAUACAUCUCUCCUGAAGGAGUCAUUUCCUUCUGUUUGGUAUACCCGGAACAUGAUCCAUAGAUUGAUGGAGAAACGAGAGGUUAUUUUAUAUUGUGACCUUCAUGGCCAUAGUAGAAAAGAGAACAUCUUCAUGUAUGGCUGUGAUGGUAGUGACCGGUGUAAGUCAUUAUACUUACAGCAACGGAUCUUUCCACUUAUGCUGAGCAAAAACUGUCCGGAUAAAUUUUCAUUCUCAGCUUGCAAAUUUAAUGUUCAGAAGAGCAAAGAGGGCACAGGAAGGGUAGUAAUGUGGAAAAUGGGAAUCAGGAACAGCUUUACCAUGGAGGCUACUUUUUGUGGAUCUACCCUGGGUAAUAAACGGGGCACUCAUUUCAACACAAAAGACUUGGAGUCAAUGGGAUAUCAUUUUUGUGAUUCUCUCUUGGACUAUUGUGAUCCAGACCGAACCAAGUAUUAUCAGUGCCUGAAAGAAUUAGAAGAAAUGGAAAAACAUAUAAACUUGGAAAAAAUCCUUGAGGAUUCAGAUACUUCUCUGAAAGAAAUGACACUGGAUCUAGACUCUAGUAGCCGAGGCUCUGACAGUUCAGAAUCCAGUGAGUCUCAGACUUAUCUUCUCAAGUUGACUUCUCAGAUAAAAAACAAGAAAAAACACCUGAAAACAAAGAAGGAAAGAAAUUCUUCCAUAGCAAGUCAUCAGAACACCAGAGAAGAGCAAGAGGCGUGUGAUAAAGGACAUUUAGUGCAAAGACACAGAGAAUCAGAUUCUGAAAUGAAAGAUAUAAAGGCAAAUGUAUCAGAUGAUUGUAUAUUUGAUUAUUUCAGAAGAUCAUUUCCUAAUCAAGAUUUGGUGAAAAUACCGGGACGAGCUCCUGCUUGGUUUCUAAAAAGAUAUUUGAGCUCCCAAAAUAGGAUUCAGAGGCUCAGCAAAGACCAACAAAGACAGUUGUUAGAAACUGGUGAGAAGACAAUCCACGAAAUAAUUCAGCCCAAGAGCACUAAUUUGUAUGGAAACUGUUUCAAAGUAAAAUCCUUCAAGUGUCCCAUGAGCACGCACACUCCCAGCUGGGCUGAGAAGACAAGGAUACCAGCAGAAGAUCUGCAUCACAACUUUAAAAGCAGAAUGAAAGAAUGUACUUCUUUCCCGAGCAAGAAGACUGGCAUAAAUUGGACAGAUGAUGAAAAGAGAAUCUACAGGGAUAAAAGAAUAGCUCAAACUCAAGAGAUUCUGCAGUAUUUGCUCCCUAUCAUGGAAAGCACUAAAAAUGUACAAACCCCUCAGAAGAAACAAAUACUCAACCCAAGAACCAACUUCCAAAUUCAACAUCAACAAAAGCCAGUGACUUACAUAAAUGUAAAGAGAUUCAGCACAUCUUGGACACCACCCAGAAAUCACCCUCUUAUAAGCCAACGGAAUCUAACGGUCAGCUCUCUAGAGUGGCUCCAGUCCGUGUCCCAGAGCCCACUUGAAAACCUGUCACCUCUUAAAGUGCCCAAGAAAAAGAAAAAACACUCUCGAAUCAAGGCCACAAAGACUAAAGACGUAAAACCUGUCAGCAGCAAAUGGGAGACUUAUCCCUCAAGUCUCGAAAAGGACGCGGAUAUUAGCAAAGAAGAGAGUCUUCAAGCUGAAGAAUGCAACGAGCAAAACUCUUUGCAAAUAGCUCCACAUCCAGCUAAAAAUAAGGAUGAGCAACCAAGUAAAAAGUACAGACAACCUGCCUUCUAUUUGAACCUCCAGAGAGACAAAUAAUUCAGCUUUAUGCUACUCUGAAAACCUUGGAUGAAAAUACCAUAUGCCUACCUAGUAAAAAGGAAAAGAAAGAAAGAAGCCCUCCCUACCUUCUCUCGCGCGCCCCCCCUUACAGAUACAUAUGCAUAUCCCAACUACAAGGUCCAGAUAACCCAUCUUCAUUAGUGGCAACAUCUUUCAGAGAUUUAGAAAGAAAUCCAGAGAAAAUACAGAAAAUUUAAAAUCACUUAUUUAUAUUUAAUUUUUGUCAGGAUGGAAAAAAAAAUCUAUGAACUUCUGAAUUCUUCCAAAACAACGUGUGCAUUAGAACACCAAAAAACUAAGAACUCAAGGACGAAUGACCUCUACUAUCAAUGCCUCUAACAUUCCUAGUAGGCACCUUAAUAAAUCAAUCAACAUCUUUUCUUGAA